This is a messenger RNA of Suillus bovinus, 1390 nucleotides long. Its product is annotated as RNA polymerase II-associated. The record is from RefSeq and is a predicted model, not a curated record. The transcript has 5 exons. Lineage: Eukaryota; Fungi; Basidiomycota; Agaricomycetes; Boletales; Suillaceae. Gene Ontology annotation, biological process: transcription elongation by RNA polymerase II. Bases 33 to 1274 code for a protein of 413 amino acids. Gene Ontology annotation, cellular component: Cdc73/Paf1 complex. Gene Ontology annotation, molecular function: RNA polymerase II complex binding; chromatin binding.
GGCUCUGGCUUGGCUCUUGCUAAACAAAUAACAUGAGUCUUAGAAAGAGUAAACUUGACCUACUUGUCCGCGUCCGGUAUUCGAAUCCACUCCCCGCGCCUCCAUGUCCUCCAAAAUUACUCGAUAUCCCUACAAAUCCCUUGCGUUAUGCGCACCCAAAUUUUAUUAAUACCAUCACCAAUGAUACACCUCUCCCAAUGAUCAUUGACGCCGAGUGUGGGAUGCCCUUAGAUCUUGGGUUGUGGGAGUGUCUAUGGGAAGAAGGUGGUAGUGAUGAUACACUGAAUCCUGACCCGGAUAACUUACCAUCCCUUGACCCAAAGGACCGGUUCUUAUUGGGUGAUCCCUCAACGUCUGCUGCACCCUACACCAACAGUUCCUUACCCACAACGGGGACUUUGGCACCACUCCCUCCACACGUACCCUGGCUCCGAAAAACGGAGUACCUCAGCCGCGAAGGCGUACAGCGUACUCCAUCAUCACAGGAAUCGAAACAACUUCUGCAAGCCAUUGAUGUCUCGCAUGAGGCACAACUUCGCACCAUCGAGGCCGGCUUCACCGCUUGUACAUCCCUCGACCUAACCAUACUCUCUCAUCCCAACAAGACUGGCGUUACCGCUGUUGAGUCAUACGAUGUCCUCCCAGAUGCUGACAUCUGGGCGAAUGCGUACGACUUGUUCCGCUUUAGUGAGCGCCCAGGUGAACGACCUGUAGAUACGGAGGACCCACGGCUGGACUGUGCGAUUCUGCGUCCGAUGGAAAGCGACGGUGAACAUUUUCUUGCCUACUACUUGACGAAGGACGACCCCGAUGCUUUGGAGUUCAAGGAGGAUCGAAUGGCAUUGAAGAGCGGCGAGGAAAACAAGUCAACUGCAUUUCACUUCGUACGCGACUAUGAGACCGUCAAAAUCGAACAAGAAGUGCCCAAUGAAUUUUUACUUGUCCUAGACAAUGGGGACACAGGUGAGCGCGGGCCAGGCGCAUAUUACAAAAAUAUCGAACGCAAAAUGACACUUAAGAAGAAGCGGAUGAAUCAAAACGACACCUAUGCCGACAAAUGGCAAGUCGUGCAUAUUUCGCACGUGGCCAUGAGCAGCGACGAACUCGAGGAGCGCAAUGAGGCUCUCGCGGAGGUCGUAGAUCCAUUGUACCUCUUCUCACGUGACGCUGAGGGUGAGGCAGACGCAGAUGGCGAAGUGGAUGUCGGGGGAAUAGAGAUGGGUGCAGAAGGUAAUGCAGAAGGAGAUGGGGGAAUCAUGGCUGAGAUAUUUUGAUUUCGUCUCGAUUAUGGGUUCUUUGUCGCCAUACUCACAAGUGCGGCGGGGGCCGGGGUGAUUCUUUGCAGUGAACCCCACACGUCAUGUCAUGAUCUUUUGUUCUCGUGCUGCGG